Molecule: messenger RNA, 6618 nt
Organism: Bombyx mori (domestic silkworm)
Lineage: Eukaryota; Metazoa; Arthropoda; Insecta; Lepidoptera; Bombycidae
Gene: form3
Product: inverted formin-2
Exons: 25
Coding region: 318-4520 (1400 amino acids)
Biological process (GO): cellular component organization
Molecular function (GO): actin binding
Source: RefSeq, a predicted model, not a curated record
GUAGAAGGACAAAGGCCAGUACGACUUUGACUCGCUGCGGGAGCGCACGUCACUUUCCGCACAGAAACUAAAUCGCGUGUGUUUUAUUGUGAAUAAAAUAAUAUUACAUUGGAUUACCAUUGCUUGCUGCUUAAGUUUGGACUAAACUUAAAACCAGUGACGUAACUUGAAUGUGAGAAUGUGAAUAUCGAUUCGUGUCACGUUAUAUUAUAUCGAUUCAGUGCAAAUGACGGAUGUUUUGUGGCGGAUAUAUUGGUGUUUAGUGCAUCACCCUGGCAUUGAUUGCCUCAUGAUCACCAAAAAGUGAAAUAAGCACGAUGGAGAGUCGCGUUGGUCUCGACUAUAUUGUGGAGCACGCAGAAUACGCAGCAAAACUAGCUGCGGCCUUGUCUUCGCCCGCGGCUCCUGUCAAGAAGCAGGUCUUCGAACUUCUAUCGGCUCUGUGCGUCUACAAUUCUGAUGGCUACGCGCGAGCUGUGGAUACCCUCGAACGAUAUAAGGUGCUGAAAAACGAGAGGUACCGGCUCAGCGUGGUGGUGGAGGAACUGAAAAAUGCCACGAGCACAGAAUACAAGACCGCAUUAGUAGCCUUCAUCAACUGCCUCAUCAUCUCUGCUCCACGUCUUCCUGACAGGACCCGGGUCAGGAAUGAGUUUAUAGGACUUGGACUUCUAUCAGUAUUAAAUAAUUUAAGACAUGAAGCAUCAAGCCAGCCUGAUCUAAGCGUGCAACUAGACGUGUUCGAAGAGCAGAGGGAGAGCGAUGAGGCCCAGGGACCCGGAGGAAUCAAUCUCAAUUCGCAUCUAGAUGUAUUUUAUGCCAUACUUAAACAGGUUUCGGACACACCGCAAGAAAUACCAUUUUUGAGCAUAUUGCAGCAUUUACUGAAGAUAGAUCCUAAGGAGGCAGUCAGCGACAUAGUCUGGGACACAGCAGAGACCCUGGUGCACAGAGCGACACUCCUGGAAUCGAGAGAAGACGCUGCUAAAUUACUUAGGGCUCCAAGUGUUCAGGCAAAAGUUGGGUGCACAUGUCAACACAGAGAUUCUUCGAGUGGCGGUCGGAAGCAGAGCCUUCAGAGAGCCCUGUCUCCACCACCGCCACCACCAGCACCGGCACCACCUCCUCCAUGUAUUCCACCACCACCUGCACCGAUGCUACCACCGCCUCCGCCGUGUGGACCGCCACCUCCCCCAGUCCCACCUCCCCUAUCGGCUCCAUCCGCUCCUAUUCCACCAGCUCCAGUAAUGGACCUAAAGCUGCCCCAACAAGAAACCCCUCUGCCUAAAACCAAAAUGAAAACUAUUAAUUGGAAUAAAAUACCUAACAGUAAGGUGGUGGGACAGAACAACAUCUGGUCAAUAGUAGCGACAAGUCACAAACACUCACCGAAAACAGAGUUGGAUUGGAACGAAAUAGAAGAUCUAUUUUGUCAACAGAUUCAACCGACCGGCUCGGCGGGGUCGUCGCCUCGCUUGGGCCGUAGCCCCAUCUGCGACGCGUCCGGAGAAAAGAAACCGAGGAAAGAGUCCUCCGAGAUCACGCUCCUCGACGGCAAGAGGAGCCUUAACGUCAACAUAUUCUUAAAGCAGUUCCGAAGUUCCAAUGAAGAUAUUAUACAGUUAAUUAGAGAAGGUUCUCAUGACGAUAUCGGCACGGAAAAGCUUCGUGGACUUUUGAAGAUACUACCCGAAAUAGACGAGUGCGAGAUGCUUAAAGCGUUCUCCGGUGACGUCACAAAGCUCGGGAACGCGGAGAAGUUUCUGCUACAACUGAUACAAGUACCCAAUUACAAGUUACGUAUAGAAUGCAUGCUGCUGAAAGAGGAAUGGCCGUCCACUACUGGUUACUUGGAGAGCGCCAUCAACGCAAUCCUGGUUGCCGGAGAUGACCUCAUGUCUUCAAGAGCACUACAGGAGGUGCUGUAUAUAGCUUUAAUAGCUGGUAAUUUCCUCAACGCUGGUGGCUAUGCGGGCGGCGCGGCCGGUGUUAAGCUGUCCUCACUUCAGAAGCUACAGGACAUCAGGGCGAACAAGCCUGGAAUCACUCUUAUGCAUUAUGUGGCGCUGCAAGCAGAGCGCAAGAACAAAGAACUGACACAUUUCGCGGAUGAUACGCGAGUUUUGGAAGAAGCUGCUAAGGCAUCAGUCGAACAACUCCACAACGAGAUCAAGACCCUAGAGACCAGGAUCGGGGUGCUGAAGAAGGAUAUUUUGUUGCCAACCACCCAGCCUGAUAUUAGUCGGCAGAUGGGAGAGUUUCUAAAGGUCGCUGAACAAGAAAUAUCAGUACUGAAUAAAGACAUGGAGGAAGUGGAAACCCUCCGAAAGCAGCUGGCGGAGUUCUUCUGCGAAGACUCCGUGUCCUUCAAACUUGAGGAAUGCUUUAAGAUAUUCGUGACGUUCUGCACGCGGUUCCGCGCGGCGGCUGCGGACAACGUGCGGCGUCGCGCUCACGACGAGCAGGCGGCCGCGCGGCGCCGCGCCCGCGACCUCAGCCUCGCCACGCACAAACUCAAAACCAGUAGCAGCGUCUGCUCAACUCCAGUAUCCGAUUGCGAGUCACUUAUGGAGUCCUUAUUGUUGGACAUUAGGAACGGUCUAGGCAGGCGGUCUUUACGGAAGCCAAGAGACCCCUCUCCUUCACCUGACGUGACACCGACGGGCAGCCUCCGCCGCCGCAGCCGCGCCAGCCCUGGUGAUGAUGAAGAGGGUCUGUUGGAGUUCUUGAAGCACUCCGCGCCUGAGCGGGCCUUGUGGGGCAGUCUGGACCGGUCCUGGUCCCGGCGUGGUGCGGUCCGUGGGCGCCUGGAGCUCCCCGCCGAGCGCGAGCGGGAGCCCCCGGCGGCCCCCCCUACGUCUGCCCCCGCCGCGCCCCCCGCGCCCGAACCCCCCACCAAGCCGAAGGAAUGGAGGCAGAAGAUAGAGUCGUGGUUGAGAGCGAACAGUCAAGAAGAGAAGAAAGAUGCGGAUCUACGUGAGCGAGCGCGACGGCUGCAGGCUAACAGACGGUCCUUGGAAAACGACUCCGAGAGCGGCACCCUGGAGGCUCUACCGGAGGGGGCGCGGGCCGACCUGCGCCGCGCGCUGCGCACCGACGUCGUCAGCGCCAUCGAGGCCGUCGAAGAUGUUCAGCCUCAAACGAAGGACACGCGGAUACCGUGGAGGAAAAUAGAAGAGAACGAAGAAGUUCGAAGACUGAGACGACAGAGGUCUAGACAGCAGAUAGAGUCGCCGCAACCUCUGGUCUCCAUCACCGAGGAAGAGAAACGAAAGCUACCCGACAUCACUAUCGCCACAGCGAAGGAUGCAAAACCAGAAAUAGCAGAAAAGAAUGAUAAAAUUGAAAUAGAUUCAGACAAUAUAGAAACUCCACCAGUCCAAAGAAAAUUCUUCAACCCACCUCCAGAGAAAGAGCCAUGCCGGAAGUUCCAGACGUCACUACCAACGAAAAACCUCAACGAGAAAGCCACAGCAGAGAUGAGAGACCUUUGCCAAGAAAUCUUGGGAGACGGACAGUUCGAUAGAUUUUCGGCAGCAAGAAGAACGAGGAGAUACAAGAGGAAUCCUGACUCCAGUUCUCCUGAGGACGAGAAAAAGCCUGAGCCCUCCGAAUUAGUCGCCGAAACUCAACUCAUGCGGCCAUCCAAACUUGAGGUGCAAACCUCCUAUCCCGUGGAAGCAUCUCCCAUGCCAAAACCAGUAGAAAUGGUAAAAGAUGAGAAGGAGAGCAGACUGAAACGCUGGCAAGACAAACUCAAAAGUCACAGUACGGAGAAAACUGCUACCAAAGAAACCAAACCGUAUUCGAGGAUGAGGCGGCAGACUUCAAUAAACCAGGAGGAUGUCCAGAAAGCGAUAAGAGAACUCAAGUCUCCAACAGAAAGUCCGACGGGCGUAUGGUCUAGGAACGCGUACAGAAAAACUGUGGGUUCCAGAGUAGAGAAAGCGAGUGAAAGGACCACAUCUCCCAAAAUACCAAAAGUCAAAAGCGAACACGAAUUAAAUGAUGAAGGUUUUGAAGAAACUCAAAGCCUGAACUCGGAGAGCGCGUCUCAGGGAGCCUCAUCAGGAUGCAACGUAGAGUGUGACUCUCCCGUCCCCAAGAUCACGAAACUGCCUGUGAUCCCAAAGAAAGUGCCCACCAAAGAUAUGAAAGUCCCUCCAAGAACUCCCAUCGAUCCGAAGCGCGCAGUACCUAAACGAACCAGCUCAUUGAGGGUCGAAAGGUCCACUUCCAGAACAUCAUUGAGGAGUUCCAGAAGUUCGUUGAACAGUUCUGUAUCAGUGGCUACCGUGAAGAAGGCUCCAGCGCCAGUCAAGCCAGCUCCUAAGUCAAUACCGAAACCGAUACCAAGGAUGCCGGCUUCCCGUUCUUCUUCCAGCGGCAGUUCCGUAGGCGCUGCUAGACCUCCUCUGAAAACUGCAGCUAAGACAUCAGGGUUCAUGAGACCGACCCAAGCCUCAAAAGGAAGAGGGAGUCUGACGCCGCAACAGGUUGUUAGAGCCAGUGUCAAAUAAACAACACGACUGGAGAUUUGGGGUAACAUGUUUCAAGUCGAUCGAACGAACAAUCAAAAGGCAAAAAUACAUCUGAUAUGCCACAGGAGUCUAUAUAUUAAAAAGGAAUAUAUACAUGAUUAUUUAAAAAAAAAGACAAAAAUAUAGUCAUGUGAUUAUCGCAUGACGCAAAUAUAUAAUUCUAAAGCGAAUUGAGAUAAAUAUAUAAAUACAUUUCCAUUGAUAAAGCUGGUGCUUAACAAACAUCUGUACUCACAAAUAUAAUUUACAAGGUGCAUAUAAAGAUCGAGUGGAUCUUUUAUACGAAGAAGAUUUGAAUUUUAGAAUAAUCGACUAAUAAUUUUAUUGAAAGGUUGCCAACUUCGUAUCAUUCCAAUUUUUAAGGUAAAUAAUUACAUUAGAUUCAACACGCGGCAACACUAACUCGUGCACGACGGCCGGUCGGUUUUCUACUUUUUUUUAAGUCCGUCGGCUACUCGACUUUUUAGCCUAUUUGAGUUGAUUUAUUAAAACCUAUAAAAUACAGCCAUUUCGAUCCAUUUUCUGAAUUUUUUUGAACACUAAAAGGUCAAUAAUUCGCCAUUACGAUCCGAAAACUGCGAUCUAGAUCUGAAAAACGUUCAAAUUCUCGCCAAAGGUCUUUCUUUAAUGACAGUUCAAAAACAGCGUUGUAAGACUCGAGGCAGUUCAAUGUAUAAAAAAAGUUCAAUGUAGUGUACGCGGUAUUAACUAUAGUUAUUAAUACGUGAAGCAAAAAUUUAGUAUCCCUUUUUACGAAAAUUGCGCGGACGGAGGAGUAUGAAAUUUUCCACACUUAUAGAGAAUAUAGAGAAGAAGUGCACAAUGCUAAUAUUUUUUUUAAAUAAUGCAUAAAAGAUACUUUAAAUCAAUAAAAAAAACAUUACACACACCACUUACCAUGUAUUUCACGCACACACGCAUGCAUACUAUUUAUUGUCAAAUUUUAAUGUCAAAUUUGUUCUUGACGUCUGUGGUCAAAUUGAGAAUAGAUUAAAUAUUGUUUGUCUUUAUUAAUAUUUUUUUAUACCUAGUGUAGCCUUGGCGAAAUUUGUGAUUAUAUGUAGUAUGUGUACAAACUUACAAUUCCAAUUAAUUAGAGUCGAAUUUCGACUACUGUGGGACCUCUAGUUAUUUGAUCAAUAAAAUUUCAGAUAUCAGAAUGUGUUGUGCGCGUGCACCGCCUAAUGUAAUUUUAACUGACAGUUGGCAGCUUUGACUUAAAGGUUUAUACAUAAAUAUAUUAUUGGAAAUUUCAGAUGUAAAACGCGUUAGAAUCUCAACACAAUCUGAAGUUUUCAAUGACUGAAUUACUGUGUAAGUUUUGUAUUUAAUUUUAAGAUCUGGCAUAGGACCCGUACUUUAAUAUUUUAUUUUAUUACGUGUACGUAUUUAAUUUAAUAAAAAAAAAAAAAAAACAAGACGAGAAAAGUGCCACGAAUUUGUACGGGUAUUAAAAUUAAAAAGGUUAUUUCUUUGGGAAGUCAUUUGAAAUGGUGAAAGAGAUUUUCAGGGGAAUCUAACUCCAUCUUGAAAGCAACUGUCAGAGAAGAUUCGAAUUUACAAAUUUGAAUCGACCAAUCACGCGACGUUCUCGGCGUCUCGUUGAAGCAGCUGUCCUUAUCCUACCUACUCGAUUGGAAUAGGUGUAAAAGGACAACGAUAGGUCUGUCGAUUGCUAUAGUAAAAGAUUGAAAAAAAAACUCGCUAUAUUUCAAAACAGAAAAACCAAGAGAGUCCUUAAGACUAUAAAUUAUGACCUAAAACAAAAUAAAAAGUUUCUCAGCGAAAACAUCUCUUCAUAUAAUUUAUUUGAAAAUUUCUUUACAUUUCAAUAAACUUCCAAAUAAUUGAAGUCAUUAUUUUUUUUAUUGAAUUAUCUACUAAUUUAAGUAUUAUCAUUAAAUACAUUUAUUUAUAUGAUCUGAAUAGUUCUAUAAUGAGAGCUUAUAUUAUUGUCACAAAUAAAUUUUAUAUAAAUAAAGGGAAUAUCAAUUAAAUUAAGUAUAUUAUAACACAGUUGUUUUCAUUGUACGUGUUUAUGUACUAAAAGAGAAUACAAUAAAAUUAUGUAUCCAAA